AUGAAAGGAUUAAGUGCAGCAAUGCAGGAUGAGAAAGAGGAGAUGACAUGGAAGUUUUCCCUGCUGUCCUUACUCUCAGACCUGGACCCAGAUUGGACUCCCAGUCCCUACGAGUACAGUGAAGAAGAUGACAACCAGGAGGGGACCAGCAGCCCACCCACCUACUCCGAGAACCCUGACUGGUACUAUGAAGAGGAUGACCCCUGCCAGUCCAACCCCUGUGAGCAUGGAGGGGACUGCCUCAUCAGCGGGGACACCUUCACGUGCAGCUGCUCCGCCCCUUUCCAUGGAAGCAGGUGUCAGAAGGUACAAAACAAAUGUAAGAACAACCCAUGUGGCAAAGGAGAAUGUCUUGUUACUCAGAACCCUCCCUACUACCGCUGUGCUUGUAAGCACCCUUACAGGAGUCCAGACUGCUCUACAGCGGUUCCUGCAUGCAGGCCAAAUCCUUGCCAAAAUGGCGGCACCUGCUCCAAGAAUCGACGGAGAUCCAAGUUUACCUGUACCUGUCCUGGCCAGUUCAAGGGAAAAUUCUGUGAAAUAGGUCCUGGUGACUGCUAUGUUGGUGAUGGCUACUCUUACCGAGGAAAAGUGAGUAAGACAGUCAACCAGCACUCAUGUCUUCACUGGAACUCCCACCUCCUCUUGCAGGAGAACUACAACAUGUUUAUGGAGGAUGCCGAGAUUCAUGGGAUUGGGGAACACAACUUCUGCAGAAACCCAGAUGGUGACCAAAAGCCCUGGUGUUUCAUCAAAGUAAACAACGCAAAGGUGAAAUGGGAGUACUGUGAUGUCACAGCCUGCUCGGCCCUAGACAUGACUGACCCAGAGGAAAGCCCCACAGAGCUCAUGACCAAGCUUCCAGGGUUUGACUCCUGUGGCAGGACUGAGAUAGCAGAGAGGAAGAUCAAGCGGAUCUAUGGAGGCUUUAAGAGCACAGCGGGCAAGCACCCUUGGCAGGCAUCCCUGCAGACUACACAGCCCUUGACCGUGUCCAUGCCCAGCGGCCACUUCUGUGGGGGGGCCCUAAUCCACCCCUGCUGGGUGCUGACUGCCGCUCACUGCACUGAUAUAAAAGCCAAACAUCUGAGGGUAGUGCUGGGAGACCAGGAUCUGGAGAAGACAGAAUUCCAUGAGCAGACCUUUGGGGUGGAGAAGAUAUUCACGCACAGCAACUAUAAUGAAAGAGAUGAGAUUCCCCAUGAUGAUAUUGCUUUGCUCAAGUUAAAGCCAGUGAAUGGUCACUGUGCUCUGGAAUCAAAGUACGUGAAGACCGUGUGUUUGCCUGAUGUCUCCUUUCCCUCUGGGACCGAGUGCCACAUUUCUGGCUGGGGUGUUACAAAGACAGGGGAAGGAUCCCGCCAGCUCCUGGAUGCCAAAGUCAAGCUGAUCUCCACCAAUCUGUGCAACUCCCGCCGACUAUAUGACCGUAUGCUUGAUGACAGCAUGAUUUGUGCCGGAAACCUGCAGAAGCCAGGACCAGACAGCUGCCAGGGUGACUCUGGAGGCCCUCUCACCUGCGAGAAGGAUGGCACCUACUAUGUCUACGGGCUAGUGAGCUGGGGCCUGGAAUGUGGGAAGGUGCCCGGAGUCUACACCCAAGUUACCAAAUUCCUGAACUGGAUCAAAACUACCAUCCAAAGGGCAGAAAGCUUCUAA
Messenger RNA from Condylura cristata (star-nosed mole), 1659 nucleotides. RefSeq names its product hyaluronan binding protein 2 (gene HABP2). Gene Ontology annotation, biological process: proteolysis; blood coagulation. The transcript is spliced from 14 exons. Gene Ontology annotation, molecular function: calcium ion binding; serine-type endopeptidase activity. Lineage: Eukaryota; Metazoa; Chordata; Mammalia; Eulipotyphla; Talpidae. Bases 1 to 1659 code for a protein of 552 amino acids. The record is from RefSeq and is a predicted model, not a curated record.